AUGCCUAGCAUUGCUCGCAUGCCGGUGACUGUCAAUGUCACGACGAAGAGAAGCAUUGUAAGCUGCGCGGACCCUGUUGCACUCGACGCCUCGAUGUCGGCCUGCGCUGGCAGUGAUCCACUCAAAGGUGAGUUGCCAGGGAAGAAGAAGAAGGCGAGGACAAUCCGGUCUGAGCUUCUCGUGUCUUCUGUCUCUUCAAAAACGACCAUCAAGCUUCAUCAGCUGCCAAGUCCUUCUUAUCUGAACGAGUGCCUACUGCAAAGGUACGGAGCAAAGUCGAAGGUGGUGGAUUUUUUUGCUGGAUCAGGUUGGGAUGGACUCGUCCCGCAGGUUGAUCCCCUCUAUCAUCUUCCAGAGAAGAGACAGCUCCGCAAGCGAGGACAGCUAAUGAGCAUGUUACGAGCCAUCUCCGUCAUGAUCUUGUCUGCCCCCUCCCAGGGCACCUCCAAGCGGCUCGUAGAUUUCUGCGGGGGCGCAGGUCAUGUCGGGUUGCUGGUUGCUUACCUCUUCUCGGAAUGGGAAGUUGUGUGUGUCGACCGCAACCCUAUCAGUAUUGACUUGGGGAUCCGUCGAGCACAGGAAGCGAGUUUGUCCAAUUUUCGGACUGUCUUAGGAGACGUGCUGGCAUAUGAAGAGAACUUUGACAUCGGCACUUCUCUGCACGCGUGCGGAGCAGCUUCAGAUUAUGCAAUCAAGAUGUGCGAGAAGCGUUCUGCUGGCUUGAUUGUGGCUUCCUGCUGUGUCGGGAAGAUCUGUGCGAUUAGCAAACGAGCCCGAGAAAGCGACAGCCCCGAGCAGCUUCUAUGGAAACAGCCAAAGAGCCUUGAGCUUCAAACUUCGCUCGCAGAACAUGCUCGUGCGACUACUGGAAAAGAAGAUCGUGAUUUCAUGGAUCACUGCUUCGACAAGCUGACCAGAUUUGCUGACUCAUCUGAAUCCACCCACUUCACAUCACUUGCAAAAUAUUUGGUCGAGUUGGACCGGCUCAAGGCAGUUGAGGAUCGCGGGUAUACUGGAGUUCUCUGUAAAAUGGAACCCACUUCUUCAACUCCCAAGAACGACAUCGUGAUCGCCUGGCCACCUCAUUUCAACAUCGACAAAAAUGCUUUCGGAGAAGUCAGAAUUGUAGAGACACAACCAACCUAG
Messenger RNA from Guillardia theta CCMP2712, 1146 nucleotides. RefSeq lists its product as hypothetical. The record is from RefSeq and is a predicted model, not a curated record. NCBI's taxonomy places the organism in Eukaryota, Cryptophyceae, Pyrenomonadales, Geminigeraceae. The coding region runs from base 1 to 1146 and encodes 381 amino acids. The transcript has a single exon.